AUGCCCGGCUUUACUUCGGACUGGCAGACGGUGUGGGCGCUGGAGGUCCAGCCUUCUGUCGGGUGGAACCAUCGGACCUUUGAUCCCCCUCUGCAUUUUGAGCGGCUGCGGCUGCUGGGCCCGCAGGGCCUGGGUGCAGGAGGCUGCCGGGUGCGGGAGAUCUCCAUGAGGGGCCAUGUGAUCGUGAAGCCGCCCAUGGGAUGUCCUGUGGAGGUCACCGUGUCCAAUGCAGCCCCGGCAGUCGCAGUAGCAGACGAGGCACCCCUGGAACAUCUCGUUCUGGAUGCCAAAGCAGUGGGUGCUGGCCAGCUGCAGCUUUCGCCCAGAGGCUCCAUCAGUUUCUGGCUGACCGUGGCUGCUGCAGUGACCGACAGCCCGCAGUUUCAGAUCGAGGCAGCAGUCUUGCCUGACGAGCAUUGGCCACUGCAGUCAGUGACGCUCCAGAUCAAUUCUUCAAUGCUGAGUGACAUGCCUUCGGUGCCAGAUCUGUCGGAUGAGAUGACCUUCCUCAGCGAUGGCGAAGCUGCCAUGACAUGGAGUUCCGUGGCUUCACUGGCACUUCCUUCAGGGCUUUGGAAGGUGGAGAUCUUAUCGCCUGCACCUGUUCCUCUUCAGCUGGGAAGGCUCCGCUCUUUGACUCCAGGUGUCCAACUUCUUCCGGCGAA
Molecule: messenger RNA, 665 nt
Organism: Symbiodinium necroappetens
Lineage: Eukaryota; Dinophyceae; Suessiales; Symbiodiniaceae
Source: the annotation of a GenBank genome assembly